CUAGCUCGUCACGUGAUAAUAUGGUUUGGGAUGGUCGUGUUGUCCUGACCAUGGAUCUGCUCUCCAAGGUCGUUGGCAAGGAGCGGCGUGUUUGAGGCUGCAUCUGUAACGUGUUUGGAAGGAUUUCACCAGUUGAGUCGUUUGGGUUUCUUUUCAUAUGGUGAUUAAACUAACAUGGGUAAAAAUAUGUUCAGACAUUGUACACAUAGGGUUUUCGUUUUCCAACAGGUUGACGCCAACCUUUUAGCAAUCUCCACAAUGGAACAAAAUAAAGAAAUACUUCUUACUGAAAUCAGGAGCCGAAUAAGUAAGUUAUUCUAGAAUUAUCUCCUAAUGAAAUAGUUGUUUUUUUCAUGUCUCAUUCCUUUUAUUUAGUAUAUAUUUAAAUAUAUUUCACCUCAUAAUCAAGCUCAAAGAUAUGAAAACAAAAAGCGAAUGUCUUUUCGAACAGUAAAAUAGCAUGUACGAUGAUAGACGACCCGCUCAUUCCUCUACGAGGAUAGUAAUUGGGUUUAGAGGUAUUACUACAGGCUUUGUUGAUAUUUUUUAGUAUAUCUAAAUUUUCUGAAUAAACAUUUGGUUUUGGCACCUUUGACCGCUUCGAGAACAAAAUGGUUUAGAAAAUAAGUUGAUCUAACCCUCUAUGGUUUCACUACUAUUAUGGUGUUAACUUGUAAGAUCGCGUAGUGGAUUGCUUAUUUAGGCUUCAUUUUCUACACAAUGGGUAAAAAUGAAUGACAUUAAUCAUCUCUAGAAAUGUGACUUCUAAGGUGCAGUAUUCCGCAUUCCACUGACAAGGAAAACUUUCAAUCUAGUAAAGUUUCCGUAUUCAUUGGUCUUAUGUAUCUACUGGUGACAGGUGAAAGACCAAGGUCACCGUUUUCUUAGUUUCAGUUAAGUGCUUAUAUGUCGAUCGAUAAUAGGUUGAAAUUAAUGUUCGUGAAAGUUGUUUAUUUCCAUUGGGUUCGUUUAUUACUUUAAGCUACUUUUACUAAUUCUAGAAAUAUCACUUUGAACAUGGUUCCAACCUUGGUUAAAAGCUGAGUGUUCAAAUUACCAAUCAGCAACUCUGGGACGCAUGUAGUGAUUUCUGAACAUUUGGAGUUCUACUUAGAAAAUAUAGAUUUCAUCAAUGGCUGUUCAUCAAGUGACUGUCAUUCACAUCAAUGUCUGUUUGUGAUCGCUGACUUAUUUAGUUUAAGUUGACUGUUUAUGAGUACAGUUUCGAAAGAAGACUUGUGCUGUUCCGACUGUAUACAAAAUUCCAUUAAUAAUACGUACAGUUGUAUAAAAAAUAUGACUUGAAAUCGGAUCUCGAAAGUACAUAAUACAUAAUAGUUUGGUUCACGAUUAUUUCUAUUCUGCUGGUUACUUUUAUUAUACUUUGAUUUUUCACAUUUAUCCAUACUAUUGGUCUAUAAUUGUAUAUUUUUGUUUUCUGUAUGUAUUAUAUGUUACGAUUACAAAAGCGAAAGUCCACUAGUUAGUCUGUGAUUUUGAUCCUCAUUACUCUUGACUAACUGAAAAGUAACUUGAACUUAUUUGAUUGAAUCUCUCAUUGAUAAAUAAGUAAAUGGGUAGGGAUUUUGUUUUAUGUAAUCUAUUCAAUUUAUCAGUCCAGCCACUCAUUACAGCCACUUUAACUAAACGAGUAGGUCGUCAAACGAGAUAUAGAUGGUUGUACCCUAAGUAUGAUCUUACACUUCUUACUCUUUAUUGUGCCUUUAGUUUACUCCUUGGUUGGUUAUUCAUAAUUGAUUUUAGUUAUCUGAAAGGAUAUCUAGAAUCUAUGAAGUUCUUAUCUUUGAUAGGUAGUUUUUGGUUUCUGUCUGUUUGGUUGAAAACUUCAUUCAUCCUGUUUUGCUUCGAUAGAUGAAAUGAAUUCACGCACAUUAUAUUUACGUAAAUUACCACGAAAUACAAGUCUUUCUCAGCUGAAAGCAUUGUGUCGUAGUUCAGCAAAUGGUCGGUUGCUAAAUCCGUCUCGUCACUUAAAACAUAGGUAAUUCUUCUCUUUAGAGUAUCGCAUAUUAUACUACAUUUCUAUAUCGUUAUGUUUCUUUUGAUUUUUUUUCACAUACUUUAUCUCGUGGUAGUUUCAUUAAUUAACCGAAUUAACCCGGUGUCAUUGGAAAAGAAUUCGCAAUGAUUCAGCAAAGAAAAUUUUUCGACGGUAUUAACUGAAGCUGUAUAAUCGUAUUUUUAGUGACUUAACAGAUAUAUUAGUCUUUUGAAAGAUAAGAAAAGGAUUCCACCACAAAUUACCUGGGGAUUUCAUACAUCACAAGGAGGUUGUGUAAUGGUGUAGAGGUUAAAGAAAAAUCGUGAGGUGGAAAUAGUUUAUAGACCAGCAAUACGAGAGUUGAGUUGACCGUUUUACAGGAAUAAUAACAAAUGGACAAUAAUUCCGAAAAUCUAGAAAAGAAUGAUAACGACUGAUCACUUACUAAAAACAAAGAAAACACCGAAGAGUGCUAACGGCACAUAAGAAUAAGAUAUUUCACGUGAUGCUUUAGCACUCAUAGUUCGGGCUUAAACUGCUUGUUUGUAGUGUGCACGUUUUUUCCUCAUGCUUCUUUUGAUCUCACUUAUCUGACUUUGCAGAUUAUUUUGACAUACAAUUCUGGUGGGUCAAUUCCAGUCAAUCAUGGGCAACGUAGAGACUGAUAAGCAAGUGCAUUGCUCGAAGUUGCUACACCACGUUAGCACAGUGAGGUAAAGUUGUUUUGACCAAUACCAGACUAGUAGGAGCAGUAACACCAUCAGUAGUAGUGGAAAAAAUUAGAUAUAAGAAAAGAAAAAAACGGCACAGGCGAUUUCGGGAUCCAGAUUCUAAAAAAGUAAAGAUGAAUCCACCUGCAACAUUGUUAGGAAGUGCCCUGAUUUGAUUAGAUGUUCUUGUAUUCAGUUGUUGAUUGUUUUGCAACUUCCUCUUAAGAGUCUACUGGGUAAUGUUCUGACAUGCAUGCGUUUAGAAUAGAUUUGUUCCGGAAUAAAACUCUAAAUGGGUGCACACUUUAUUUCGACUAGUCUUAGCCAUCUAAGUUGUACAUUUGUGAUGGCAUACUGAUAUGCUAACUUUUUAUUGCAUCUUCAAAUCGACAAUCGCAUAUUAACUGUUUGCUGUCGGUUUUAAGAAGUUAAUUAGAGCUUACUUAAAGUUUUAGUGUAGUUCUGCUAGUUCUCUCUGAUGCCAGGAGAUAUUUCACCCAUCAAUUAGUCACCGUCAACCACACUUUUUACUUUUUUAGUGGGUCAGUCUUUAUGGUAAUUGGUCAUUCUCUGAUACGUAUGGUUUUGGUUUUAAGAGUGUAAAUAGGCUUUAUUGAUGGAUCGCCAGCUGUAUUUCAGUCCUUAUGCAAUAGUUUUCGAUUAAUCUUUCUGUAAAGUCACCAACAAUCCUCAAAGAUUUUUAUCCUGGAGGCUAAAUCUAAUGAAUUAAUGUCGUACAAAGUUGUGUAAAUUCUUUUAGCCAAUACUGUAAUCUAACCAUUGACUUCUUGAUUUGGUAGAUUAGCGCUUAUGGAGUAUAAUUCACCUGAAGCAGCAUUGUCUAGUCUUAAGUCAUUGGGUGACAAAUUCUUUGGAGAUAUUCCUAUUACUGUUGAGUUAUGUUCUGAGCGCUGUAAAUCUCUGUCUAAUAGUUGGAGGCCACCACAGUCAUAUGAAUUGAAUGAAUUUAAUUUGAAUAAACUGUAUGUAGCAGGUAUCAAUCGUCGAUCAACUGAACAGGAAAUUCGGGACCUAUUUCCUAACGCUGAGUCUUUUGACUUCAUUGUACAUGAAGGUGCUUUGUGGCAUUGUCGUGUUAUAUUUACCAAUCAAAAAGACGCCCUUGAAGCAUUCAAUACACGACAUGGAGUUGUCCUCCAUGAUACGCCAAUUAACUUAAACUUUGACCUAAGGAGUCGUAAAUCUUCACUUUUAGUUCGUGCACCAAUCGUUUCAACAAUUACUGAUCCAAAGGUUCUGUCAAACGAAAAGCCGAAGCUGAAAAGCAGAAAAAGUAGUUCCCAUUUAAAUCAGCAACAAAGUCGGGGGAAUAAAUCUCUAACUGAAUCACCGAGUGGUCCUGUUAAGAAUUCAAACCUUGAAGCAAAUAAAAGCAAAAGAAAAAAAAACAAAAAUGAGAGUGCCUCCAGUAAUUCAGUCCCGUUUUCUUUGGCUACUAACCAUGGACAUCAAGUUUCUAAACCACUACCGAAAAAGCGAAAGUUGGUGUAGUACGGGAACACUUAUGCGUUUACUAACUUUAGCUUGAAGUUUAAUGAAUAAAAUAAUUUUUUUCAACUAC
Molecule: messenger RNA, 4294 nt
Organism: Schistosoma curassoni
Lineage: Eukaryota; Metazoa; Platyhelminthes; Trematoda; Strigeidida; Schistosomatidae
Source: the annotation of a GenBank genome assembly